Yarrowia lipolytica CLIB122 is the source of this 2355-nucleotide messenger RNA. RefSeq lists its product as uncharacterized. Lineage: Eukaryota; Fungi; Ascomycota; Dipodascomycetes; Dipodascales. Gene Ontology annotation, molecular function: crossover junction DNA endonuclease activity. Gene Ontology annotation, cellular component: nucleus; Holliday junction resolvase complex. Gene Ontology annotation, biological process: double-strand break repair; mitotic intra-S DNA damage checkpoint signaling; resolution of meiotic recombination intermediates. The record is from RefSeq and is a predicted model, not a curated record.
AUGCAAUUGAAGUCUCUUUUAUCUGAGGAGCAGUGGGCCCAGCAUCAAGCCAACCUCCGGAAGGCCAAGGCGAACAUGGAGAAGGAAUACGGGACCUCAAACGUGGUUAUCCUGGACUCACCUCCUCGGGCACCUGUAUCUCGACAAACUGCUGCUCCUCGAGCUCCCACCCCAAAAAUGGCAACACCAAACACAGCUCCUCGCACAGCUCCUCCCUCACGCCACACUGCUGCACCCAGUUAUACCUCUCCAGCUCCUCCACAUACCCCCCAUCACGUAGCCCCCGGAUAUAUGACUGGAUAUGGACCUGGUGCCCCUGGUUACUGUCCUCCUACUACCGCUUGGUCUCCCUCACCUGAAUUCCAGGGAAACUACCAGAGUACAGUCAAGUCACAUCCCUUCCCAGGCUACUGUGGCAAUACACCAACUAAUGUACAUCGACCUCAGUCCAAUUCACCUCUUCUGCAUACUCACUUGCCCUAUGGACAGUCUCAAAUGCCACAUGGGAAUCCUCCAGCAUCACUUGUGGGAUCUUCAGCAUCUAAGAUGCACACUCCAGCGCCACUGGUUGCUGCGUCCCCUGUUAUCAUCAUUGACGACUCGCCGCCUCUGAAGAAUGCACCAUUGCCUCAGAAUACCACCCCCACACCUGUUGGGAAGCCAGACCAGAAGCUAGCGGAGGAAUCGCCACCUAAGCCUACUUCCAAGACUUCUGAAGAGUCCACUGUUAAGUCUUCUGAGGGGUCCACCGAGAAGCCCAUUGAGUCGACUAAAGAGAAGCACGCCGAGAAGGCUGCUGAGGAGUCAGAACCUCCUGUUGGUGCUGCUACUCCCUCAUCAGCAGCUUCGUCCACAUGUUCUUCUCCAGUUGCAGUCACCGCUCCAUCUUCACCAAUUGUGACAACAACUACAGAUGCUUCUUCACCAGCGGUCACGACAGCAACCCCAUUACUUUCCUCCUCAGCCACACUCCCAGUUACUGCAACCGUUGCAGACUCAGCAUCACCUCCUUCUGUCGAAUCGUCCUCCCCUUUUGGACCCCUAUCCCCUGACAUGGCUACUCCGGUGCAUGCGUCUCCUGCCAUGGCUUUGUCGUCACCUCCCGUUGUCCCGGUUUCCCCUGUUCAAGAGGCACCAGCAAACUCUUCACCUGUGCGAGAAAAUGCACCCAUGGCAACAUGUCCUGUCGAGAUCUCGUCUCCUGUCGACAUGGUUUCUCCAGAGACAUCCGCCGCCCGUUUCGUUGGGUUGUUGUUCGCAAGAAACAGUGGUAAUGAUCUAGCGAACUUUGCGAAGUCUAAGGCAACGACAUUCGGCAGGAAUCACCAACCGCGCAUGCCUAAAUUCGUCGUGGCUGGCUCACCUUCAACGGCUACACCAAAGACGACAACCAACAAGAAGGAGCUCAAGGACGCCAACAGGAAGAGAUCAAGUCACAAGGACACCAAACAUGAGCUGACCACCUUAUUGGACGAGCGCCUCAAGCAAAACAAGAAGCUCUUUCAGGUUCUCGAGACUCAGAGAAAGGAGCUUGACGUCCCCGAGUUCAAAUUUCAUUCCCCGACUCCCGUGGCAGGAUGCGAAUACAGUCAGAUCGUGUAUGACCGUCACUACACGUGUGUCUACGACCAGGAGAAGGAUGUGUAUAACCCAGUUACCCCAGGAACCAAGAGAGAGGACUUUGCACUUAUUGUCUUCACAGCUAAGGAGCUUAUGCGACUGGCUGAGCUUGAGAAUGGAAUGGAGACGAUGUCUGAGAUCAGGAAGAGUCCAGCUCUGUGUGGAUGCAAGAUUGCUGUGCUUCUAACCCAAGGACUGGAAAAGGCUCUUCAAAGUCUUUUUCACGCAGUGGAGGCAGACAAGCACAAGAAGCAACUGGGCGGGACUGGAUACCUUCCCAAGAAGGAUAUCAGUGGCAACGAGGAGAAGGUCCAUCGGGUCCGUCAUUUUGUUAACACUCUGUACUUGACGCUCAGCUACAAGCCAGUGGACUUCAACACCGAUAAGGAGCUCGCCGAGUACAUUUGUCAGAUGCAUCUGGGUCGUUCUCUGCAACCCUAUCGCCAGAAGCUCGAGCUUUACAGCUCUGAAACCAAGUCCUAUAAGACCAAGAAGGAGUGUCUGAGAUCUAUGAUAGAACAGCAGAAGCGAGUCACUCUCCAGGCUGCCAAGAACAUCAGCGACCAGUUUGAAUCUGCACAGGCCUUGGCCAAGGCAUUCGACGAGAAGGGACCAAAGCUUCUGGUUGGUACUGGCCUUUCAGCUGGCAAGAAAUUGGGUCCAAUUACUUCUGACUACAUCUACCAACUCUUCACUUGCAAGGAUCCCACUAAGGAGAUCUUCUCCCAGCUGUAA